UGCUCUGCGAUGGAAAAUGAGAUUGAUGAGCCUAUAGUGCCUUUUAAAUCACAACGACACAAUUUAAUACGCGGGUGGAGGUAUCACAAUCUUUUGAAAAUACCAGGCUAGAAAUAUGAAAUAUAUAUACUUUUUUUAAAAGUAACUUAUUUAUUCUUAUAGCCUCUAAGUAUCCGAGGCUGAGCCAGCACAGAUGUCCGGAAUGACAGAACGGUGACAUACGGAUGCCCGUGUGGCCACGCUAAUUAUCGUUGGGCGGCUGGGAGCGAUACGGACUCGCAGGGAAACGCAACGUCCUGCGCUUCUACAGCGCGGAUAGUGGGAGUCAAGAACCGCUGCAAGGUGACGCGUCCCCUUUUCUGAUUUCCAAACCGAAACUUACCACCGCGACACGCCGCGGUGCUCAUCGCCGGCUGAACCUCUGCCGUCAAACGACACCAGCUGCUGCUUCUUUUUUAAAAUCAAACGACGAGAACGGGACCAUCUUGCGCAGCGGUACGGGCGAGCGCAGCAAGCGGUGGCGGCCACUCCGGGGAAUGUCGACCCGGGCCGUCAGCGCUGACAUCGGCCUCUUCUGAUCUCACGCGGGCGGUACAUGUGUGGUCAGUGAAGUGUCCCGGAGAGCAGCAUGGCAAUGUAUCAGCUGAGCGUCGGGUUGAGAUGAGUGUGAGCUCCACCGACCAACAACUUUUCUUCACACCCGACCUCCACCUCAAUCACCAGCCAAUCAAAUGCACCCGGACAAUAAACUGGCCAAUCAUGGCAAGCCGGUCACCAGUGAUGGCCGUUCCCAAUUACCCGGUGUAAACCAACAGGCCCAGCAGCUGCAAGGAGCUGCUGGGCACCUGGGUGCUAAGGGCGCCGCUGCCGGAAACCAUGGAGUCAAAACCAACCAGAUUUCCCCCGGCAACCCUGGACUUAAGGCUGUCAGCCAAUCGGUGAGCAGCGUCGGAGGCAUGCAGAAAACCAAAUCCAAGCGGGAGCGGAGCGUCUCCAUCGACUCCAGCGAGUCGAGAAGUGCUGUUCCUCAAGCCCUCGAGACGGACGCUAAAGGAGAGGGUGUUAUGCGCAGUAAGCGGCGCUGCGUUCUGGAAAAGAAACAACCUUACAGUGGCGAUGAAUGGUGCUCUGGACCUGACACGGAGGAGGAUGAAGACAAACCACACACUGCGAACCACCGAGAACGUGUGCUGGCCGCUCCUGUUCAAGGGCUCUCUGAUCGCCUGUCUGCAGGGCCCUUGUCUUGUGAACCUGCGGGACCAGUCAUGGGAUGCGUAGCUGGACCGGGGCUAAAAACAGAGCAGCCGCCUCAACCUUCACAGCAAGUGGUGUACGUUUUCACCACCAGCCUCGCUAACAGUGCUGCAGAGGCGGUAAUGAAAGGACAGACUGAUUCCAUUCUUCUGUUUCACCAGCAAAAUGUUUCACGCCCCAAGUUGGAGCAGGGCCACUCAUCAGGGAAGCCUGCUAACCCAUCUGAAAAGAUAAACUCCAGCAGCUCUCCACCCACAGGCACCCCUAAAUCGCAAUGUGGAACUCCCCGGCCGGCCUCUGCAGGUGUUGGGUGCCCAUUGCAACCUGCAGGCACCCCGUCAUCAGCAGGACACUCCGAUAAUGAAUCCUCUCAGAACAGACCUGGCCAUAGGUCCGAGGGAGGCAACAUGGCCAAUCCUGCAGGCCCAGGAGCUGGAGAUGGGGAAGGUGCAGGCGGUAUGUCUCUUCCAGUUGCUACGGUUUCUCCCUCGGGGAGUCCUUCCAUCCUUUCUGCACACCUACAAGCGGAUCCAGGCCAGAGGAGUGGCCCCGGGAACAUGGACGGUCUUUCCAAAGAGCAGUUGGAACAUCGGGAGCGCUCUUUGCAGACGCUGAGAGACAUAGAGAGGCUGCUCCUGCGCAGUGGGGCAGGUGGAGGCCCUGUAGACACAGGACCCUCCACCAACAAUGCUAGUAAUAACUCGUCCAACCUUAAUAAUAACAACAACACUGAUAGGAGUGCUAUUCAGGAGGACCAUGACAAUGGUUCUGGAAAUUGCAGUGGUGGUAGUAUGCUGUCGACAGCCCUGGCUUCUAUGGGAGGGAUGAAGAAAUAUGAAGAACCGCUGCAGUCCAUCAUUGCACAAACACAGUCCCUUGCUAGACCUGCUCACGAUGGACCCCACAUGGACUCUCACCAUAACCUACCACAACAUCCACAUCAGCAGCUGUCGUCACCUGGGCUCGACAUGGGUCACAUGCUUGGACCAGAGGGGCUGACCCCAGAGCAAGUGGCGUGGAGGAAGCUUCAAGACGAAUACUACCAAGAGAAGAGACGACAACAGGAAAUACAACCCCCUUCACAUCAGCAGCACUUAAGAAUGAUGACGGAGAUCGGCAUGCAAGGAGGUCCGAUGAUGAUGAGAGGACCCCCUCCUCCCUACCACAGCAAGCCUGGAGACCAGCAGUGGGGUCCUGGCAAUAUGUUGGGAGGAGGAAUGGGUGGAAAUACACGAAUGAUAGAAAUGCACCAAGAGGGACCCCGUGGCCCAAGGUUCCUAGGGCAGAUGCAGAGAGGGCCACCUGGGGGAGGUGGUUUUCCUGGUGGUAAAGGGGGUGUUUUAUCAGUGGAGGGUCUAGGACCCCAAAGGCCCACCAGGCCAGGGAUGAUUUGGCUUGAUGAUAUGCCAAACAACAUAGGUAGUGGAGUUCCAUUUCAUGGCUGUUACCCUGGUAGACCUCCUCAGCAUUUGCAAGGUGACCCAGAACAUCUGCUAACGCAUGAGGAAAUGUUCCUCAUGGAGAAACGGCAGAUGCAGGGGCUCACCAGGUAUGAACUUGACAGAUUAGCUAAACAGCAGCAACAGGGCAACCUGGGCUCGAGAAUAAUGGAUAAUUCCGGGGGCUCCGAAUUUCACAAUUUGGGAAUGGUCCGGGGUCCUCCCUCCGCUCGAGGUGAUCCCAUGGACUUUCCCGGUUCACGGGAGAUUAUAGGCUCUCCUGGAGGGGGUCCUCAGAUGAGAGACCUUGUGGAUUCUCCUUUAGGGAGCAGCCUCGCAAUGAACAUGAACCCACAAAUGAAUAUUCAGCAGCAGCAACAGCAGCAGCAGCAGCAGCAGCAGCAACAACAACAGCAGAUGAUGCUAACUCAGAAGCUCAGAGGAGGUCCUGCUGGAGGGGGAACUUUAGGUGAGAUGUUUGGCCCGGGAGAGAUUUCAAGAAUCAGAGUUUCGCACAGUGGAGGAGGAGUAAAUAAGGGAAUGAUUCCAGGACCUGAUGGCCCCUUCCAGUUUCCCAAUCAUGGUCCCUUCUCUGGAGGACAGGGGGAUGGGCCCUUCCUUCAGCAGCAUGGCCAUGAGAUGUUUGGGCCUGAUCAGCAAGGUCAUAAUCAAAUGGGAGGUACGUCCCGGCUUAGUCAUAUGCCGAUGACUGGAGUCCUCAGGGGAGUAGACCUCGGGCCCAGGCACCCCUCUGACCUUUCAAUCAAUGUUAACCCCAGGAGUUCUCCUUUAGUGCCUCGUCCUCAUCAGCUCAAAUCUCCAUCACUCAACCGAGAGCCAUCUCCACUUCUGCCUUCUCCCUCUGCUCCAGGCCUGAAGUCCCCCUCACAGAUAGCCUCUGCAGGGCAUCACACCACUCUUCCCGCUGCAUCUGGUGCUGGGACUGCUUCCUCUUCUUCCAUGAAGUCUCCUCAGAUAAUGGGGUCUUCCAACCUAGGGUUGCACUCCCCGUCUGCCUCACCUGGACAACUCAAGUCCCCUGCCUUGGCUGUGGGUUCUCCAGGUUGGGCGUCUCCAAAAGCAGCUCUUCCAAGUCCAGGUGGUCCUACCAGUGGGAAGGUAGUGGGCAAUGGAGGAAGUAGUUCCACUGAGACAGGCCAAUCACUUCCCCCAAGGAGUUCCAACUCAACACCGAUUAGCCAGCCAGGCUCUAUGAAUCCUGGUAUGACGUUCACUUCCUCUCCCGAGAACCAUCCAGCUCCGAAUCCUUUAUCUCUCAUCAUGUCCCAGAUGUCCAAGUAUGCCAUGCCCAGUUCUACUCCCCUCUACCACGAUGCAAUCAAAACAAUUGCUACUUCCGAUGAUGAGAUGCUGCCGGAUCGACCUCUUCUUUCUGGUGUCAGCAUUGGAGGAAACAUGGGGAACCCUCAGACCUCCCAGAUACUCGUCUCCCAGGGCUCCAUUGGUCCCCACAGUGAUCCGCAAAGCCCCAUGGGCAUUGUAAGCCAAGUUCCGCAACACCUGCCACAUGACUCAUCAGGACGUGUGCUUUCUUCGCCGAACCAAAUAGGCAUGCCCGCCAUGAAUUCGGCCAUGAUAGGAGGAGGUCCACCUGACGGAAUGGGGCGCUGCAACGUUUCGCCUAUAUCCCAGAACCAGAUGCCGGGCUUUCCUCGCAUCCAGCACCCACCUCUCGGGCCAAUGCACUCACCUAUGGGAGGAAUGUCAAAUCAUUUCUCCCAGUCUAAUGAGGAUAUUCUACCACCACAGCAGUUACACCUUAGCCUGCUUAGAAAAGGUCAUUCUCACCAGCGCCACUCUCAUCCCUCUGACUCAUUUUCCUCUUUGCCCAUGGGGGACGGCCCGGAUCUAAGUGAAGUUAUACGACCCAGUCACUCGGGGAUCCCCGAGUUUGACCUCUCCCGUAUCAUUCCUUCUGAUAAGCCCAGUAGCACUCUCCAGUAUUUCCCCAAGAGUGAGCCACAUCAGAAUCCCCAUCAGGGGCCCCUAACCCAGCAACCCACUCCGCAGCAGCUCCUCAAACAGCUGUCUUCUUCUGUCCCUCCACACACCAGCGGCCCCUCAUCCAACCCCCACUUGGCAAAUCUACAGAAUAUGAUGGCUGAACAGCAGCUGGCGCCUCACCCCUCACACGUUGGAAUACGCCAAAACAUGGGCAUUCCUCAGGGGGGCUCCAGGGGCAUGGGUCCCGGAUCAGGCAUGGGUCCCAUGUGCCACCCUGGACAUAUGAUGGGAAGGACAGGAAUGGCGCCCCAGCAGCAGCAGCAGCAGCAGCUACAGCAACAGCAAGCCAUGAUGACGAGCAGCCUUCUCCACCAUCCUUCCAAUCCGUACCCUGGCAUGAUGUCCUCCCAGCAGCACUCACACAAUCUGAUGGCACAGCAAAACAUUAUGAUGAUGCAGGCUAAGCAGCGAAGCAUGUCAAUUCCAGGGGAUCCCUUUGUCUCCCAGGGCGCUCUCAUGUCCCCCCAGGGUCCGAUGAUGGCCCCGUCCCACCCACAAACUGGUAUGAUGGGCCCCCAAUCGCUCAGACAACGGGGAAUGUCUCUGGACAGUCCCAUUGGUUAUGGGCCCGGUGGUAUGGCCCAUAUGCCAUUCUGAUCCAGUUGAUACAAACCUUGGAAAAAAAGAAAAAAAGUGUCCGCUUCGACCUUACCAUUGUGUCCAGUUUUUUUCAUUGUUAUUAUCGCAGUUAUUUGAAAAGACCAUCAAUUUAUGGAGUACAACUGAUUAGAAAUGGAAUAAUGAAAAGCACUGUAAUACAGUUCAUUUGAAGCCAUGUUCUAAAAUACUGUAAAAUAUGUAAAUUACAAAGAUGUGUCUAGUUGUUGUUGUUGGAACAGAGUGGCAGUCAGCAGAGGAGUGCCUCCAAUUUCUAUUUUGUUUUAAUAUCAUUGAUUUUUUUUUUUCUUCAACUACCAAACUGUUGUUCAAAGGAAUUCUAUAUAUAUAUAUAUAUAUAUAUAUAU
Gasterosteus aculeatus aculeatus (three-spined stickleback) is the source of this 5683-nucleotide messenger RNA. It is a transcript of the gene bcl9l, whose product is annotated as bcl9 like. Gene Ontology annotation, cellular component: beta-catenin-TCF complex. The record is from RefSeq and is a predicted model, not a curated record. Gene Ontology annotation, molecular function: transcription coactivator activity; beta-catenin binding. Gene Ontology annotation, biological process: positive regulation of transcription by RNA polymerase II; canonical Wnt signaling pathway; negative regulation of transforming growth factor beta receptor signaling pathway. NCBI's taxonomy places the organism in Eukaryota, Metazoa, Chordata, Actinopteri, Perciformes, Gasterosteidae.